AUGGCGAUCCAUCCCGGUGUGCCUUCCUCUUCCCCGCGCCUCGCGCCGCACCAGGCCCGUGCCAUCUCUGCCUGGACGGAGCAAGCAGCGGCUUCUCUCCAGGGGUUGACCCUCUCCGAGUCUGCUCCUACCACCGAUGGGCCUGCGCCGAACGCCACCCCGACGCGUUCCUCUCUGCGCGGUGCGUCCAUCGGCCUGUCAAUUCCCCUGGACGAUCAGCCCCAGGCCACCGGGUCCCCGCAACGGGUCAAGGUGGUGCCAGCCAGCGGGACUCCUCCCGCUCCGAGUGUCAGUUUCCGUCGUCGCGAGCCUCUGCGCCGAGAUAGCCUGAAGCGACGCGAGGCCAUGUUAAAGGGCAAGGACGGGAGCCGGCGCCGACAGCGUUGGGAGAAUGACCGUCUGCUGCACAACCCUUGGGCCGAGCCGCCGUCUCCGAAGGACUGGGAUAUCCAGCCCACAUACCCCCGGCACGACCCGAUGCCCUACUACCUUGCGCCGCUUUGGGAUGUUCACUACGCCUAUGUGGCAGACCACAAUCUGGCCCAGAGGUCUGCUAAGGCCACGGACAAGGACAAACAUCGCAUUCCGAAAGAGCUCCGGUUGAAGCUGAAACACGCUCGUGCCGCGCGCGGCAUGCUCCAGGACUUGGAAGAGGAUAUCCGGCUCUUCAUCAGGAAAUGGAAUGAGAAGCAGAACCUGCUCCAGAAUGAGGGCUUGCAGGAUGCUCCCGAGUCGUCAGGGACGGAGAACGACUCGGAGGAUGAGAUUAUCUUCGUCGGCCGUAAUGGGCAGAUGCACGACUCGCCUGAGCGAAAACAGAAGCUACGACAGCUGCGCGAGGAGAUGAGCUCGCACCAUGAGCGGGAUGGUGAGAAGAUGGUGUUUGAGAGUCUGGUCGAUGAUCGCGCGGCCGGAUUUGGACGGUGGCUGGUCCACAGCAUUGCCUCGUACUAUGGCCUGCACACCUGGUCGGUCACCGUGGGCGAUCCCGCCCGGCGCGAGGCGUACGUGGGUUUUCGUCCGCCCAGCCCCGGUAGCCGCGUAGGACCGGUGUGUCGUUCCGAGACCGUGAUUCAGCCGGGACAGGAGCUGCCGCGGCCCCUUUACGCGCAGGUGUGA
Messenger RNA from Penicillium lagena, 1119 nucleotides. RefSeq lists its product as uncharacterized. Gene Ontology annotation, molecular function: nucleic acid binding. The record is from RefSeq and is a predicted model, not a curated record. The transcript has 3 exons. Lineage: Eukaryota; Fungi; Ascomycota; Eurotiomycetes; Eurotiales; Aspergillaceae. The coding region runs from base 1 to 1119 and encodes 372 amino acids.